Messenger RNA from Neurospora crassa OR74A, 5501 nucleotides. RefSeq names its product phospholipid-transporting ATPase. Gene Ontology annotation, biological process: intracellular protein transport; phospholipid translocation; endocytic recycling. NCBI's taxonomy places the organism in Eukaryota, Fungi, Ascomycota, Sordariomycetes, Sordariales, Sordariaceae. The transcript has 3 exons. The coding region runs from base 790 to 4872 and encodes 1360 amino acids. Gene Ontology annotation, molecular function: ATPase-coupled intramembrane lipid carrier activity; ATP hydrolysis activity; magnesium ion binding. Gene Ontology annotation, cellular component: plasma membrane. The record is from RefSeq and is a predicted model, not a curated record.
CCCUGACAUCCCCUGAAUUCCAGAAGAAAUAAAGUCUGCAUCUUCAAACAUCCAAAACAUGGAACCUGCCCUUUCCUGAGGUCGCCAGACUUGGGUACCGAUCGUUGGACUCUUUCUCAACAUCCCGUCAGGGGGUGCAUCCCAACUCAUUGACAGGGCACUCUUCAAGCAAACCGUAUUGGCGCGUACCAGGAACCGUAGGUAUCGAACCGGGCCCAUUGGUACCUACCUCUAUUCUAGAUUGGUGUCUUGUAUCAUUGGUCUUCCUGUACCGGGGGGCACCAGUUCGUUAAUUCCACACGCGAAUCCUGCGCUGAGCAGCCUUGAAAGGAGGCUGUGCUGCAUCUUCACUUGACUUCCCAUGACACGGCGGCGGCACCUACUGCGCUAGUAUCCAGCCCACCAUCCACUAUCUCUCCGUACAAUUCCCAACUCCAAUUCAGCUUCCCCAAGUUCCACCUCACGCAUUCGUCUCGUCGCAAAAAGAAACGUUCCUGCGGUCAACAUACCUUACCUAGACUCAUACGCUACCCAGCACUCGACCACAUCCAUCAAAGCCGCAUUACACACGCGCUACCUACUCCGGCCUGGAAUCAACAAGUGCCCGCCGUAUCCGGAUUCCUCCCCCUCGUCCACAUUGAGUCCUCAGAUGCUCCUAUUCCCGCUAUAGGCACGACUCUCCGCCCUUGUCUUCGAAUCCCUCGCUUGUCUCCGCGACACCACCAUCUCACCUUGGUCUGACGGACUGUCCUACCGACAGCGUCCAUUUUCCGGCUCCCGGUCUCCGGCAUGGCGGCUGGCCGCCCCCCUCCUGGGGCCCCGUCGAGCGCUCAACACGACGAUCUGCUGCUCGACUUCGGCAACGAACAACCAUAUUAUGGCGGGGGACAAAGGUCGACUUUAAACGACGACGAUCUCUUGCGACUACACAGCGAUGAUGCGCAAGGCGCCGCGCAACCUCGCCCGUCCGUAUCCUACGAUGACUUCGUCGGCUCCGGGCAAACAACACAACCAACAGCUACAAGACCUAUACAGCCCGCGCCAGGCGCGACAGGCGGCGGAGGCCCAAUAAGUCCAUACCCUGAUAGCAGGUCCCUGGACCGGCAUUUCAGCCAAACGUCGGAUCUCGGAAACUAUCAACGCUAUGCCGAGGACUCUGACGACUACCCUGACGAGAGUACCACGUCCUACUACCAACAUGGCGGAGCUAUCCCCCCGGACUCGGCGGCUGCCCGCGACAGCGCGCGCGCACGGAAUAGCGUCCUGAGCAUGGGUGGCGGUUUGAUCGGUCGUGCCAAGAACAUGCUUGGAAUGGGCCCUGAGGGAUACUCGGAGAUGGACCUCCCCUUGACGGAUCCGCGAGCGACCGCACGGGUAGACCACUCUCACGAGCCUCCUCCUCCCCAGAAGCCAGCCAAGAAGUUUGAUUUCAAGUUUGGGUUUGGGGGCGGAAAGCCGGAUCCAGCAACCCUUGGGCCCCGUAUCAUCCAUCUCAACAACCCUCCCGCCAACAGCCUGAACAAGUAUGUCGACAACCACGUCUCGACCGCCAAGUACAAUUUUGCGACUUUUUUGCCCAAGUUCCUCUUCGAGCAGUUCUCCAAAUUCGCCAACAUCUUCUUCUUAUUUACCGCCGGUCUACAGCAGAUUCCCGGCCUGUCUCCUACAAACAGAUAUACUACAAUUGGUCCUCUAGCUGUUGUGCUCUUGGUUUCGGCGGGUAAAGAGAUGGUCGAAGAUUAUCGGAGAAAACAGGCAGAUAAGGCGCUCAAUAUGUCCAAGGCCCGGAUCCUGAGGGGUUCGACAUUCGAGGAAACGAAAUGGAUCAACGUCUCGGUUGGAGACAUCAUUCGAGUCGAAUCUGAGGAGUCCUUCCCCGCCGAUCUUGUUCUCUUGGCGAGUUCCGAGCCCGAGGGUCUUUGCUAUAUCGAAACCGCCAAUCUCGACGGAGAGACCAACCUCAAGAUCAAGCAAGCUCUGCCAGAAACGUCAUCUAUGGUUAGCUCCAGCGAGUUGAGUCGUCUGGGAGGCAGGAUUCGCUCCGAGCAGCCCAACAGCAGUCUUUACACUUACGAAGCGACCUUGACCAUGCAGGCUGGAGGUGGGGAGAAGGAGCUUCCUCUAAACCCCGAGCAGUUGCUUCUCCGUGGUGCUACUCUGCGCAACACCCCUUGGGUCCACGGUGUCGUUGUCUUCACUGGCCACGAGACCAAGCUGAUGCGCAACGCCACGGCCGCGCCGAUUAAGCGCACCAAGGUCGAGAGGCAGCUGAACACGCUCGUACUCUUCCUCGUCGGUAUCCUUUUGAUCUUCAGCGUGGUCUCUACUGUCGGUGAUCUCAUCCAACGAAAGGUGGAGGGCGAGGAAGGUCUCGCUUAUCUCUUCUUGGAUCCUAUGAACGGUGCCUCGGCUGUUGCUCGCAUCUUCAUCAAGGACAUGGUCACAUACUGGGUUUUGUUUUCCGCUCUCGUUCCCAUUUCGCUCUUCGUCACCAUUGAAAUGGUCAAGUAUUGGCACGGCAUUCUCAUUAACGACGACCUUGAUAUGUAUUACGACGUUAACGACACCCCUGCCAAUUGCCGAACUUCCAGUCUGGUUGAGGAAUUGGGCAUGGUUGAGUUCGUCUUCUCAGACAAGACUGGUACCUUGACCUGCAACAUGAUGGAAUAUAGGCAAUGCUCGAUCGCUGGAAUCAUGUACGCCGACAAGGUGCCCGAGGAUAGAAUCCCGAGUGGUGAGGACGGAGAGGAUGGAAUCCACGACUUCAAGCAACUGCAGAAGAAUCUCGAGAGCCACCAAUCUGCGCAGGUCAUUGACCAAUUUCUCACCCUUCUCGCCAUCUGCCAUACUGUUAUUCCGGAACAGGCUGAAGACGGAAGCAUCAAGUACCAAGCCGCGUCACCAGAUGAGGGAGCGCUUGUCGAUGGUGCGGUACAGAUGGGCUACAGGUUCGUCGCUCGCAAGCCGCGCGCUGUUAUCAUCGAAGCCAACGGCCAGCAGCUUGAGUACGAGCUCUUGGCAGUCUGCGAGUUCAACUCAACCAGAAAGAGAAUGUCCACGAUUUAUCGUUGCCCUGACGGCAAGGUUCGUUGCUACUGCAAGGGUGCAGACACCGUCAUCCUGGAAAGGCUCAAUGACCAGAACCCCCACGUCGACGCCACCCUGCGACAUCUUGAGGAAUAUGCUUCUGAGGGACUACGCACGCUCUGCUUGGCCAUGAGGGAAAUCCCGGAGCACGAAUUCCAGGAGUGGAUGAAGGUUUACGAGACGGCGCAGACGACCAUUGGUGGUAAUCGUGCAGAUGAGCUGGACAAGGCUGCCGAACUCAUCGAGCACGACUUCUACCUUCUUGGUGCCACCGCUAUCGAGGAUCGCUUGCAGGACGGUGUGCCCGAGACCAUUCACACCCUCCAGGAAGCUGGCAUCAAGGUUUGGGUCUUGACCGGUGACAGACAAGAGACCGCCAUCAACAUUGGCAUGAGUUGCAAGUUGCUUAGUGAGGACAUGAUGCUGCUCAUUGUCAACGAAGAGAGUGCGGAAGCUACGCGGGAUAAUCUUCAGAAGAAGCUCGAUGCCAUCCGCAACCAGGGCGAUGCCACCAUUGAGAUGGAGACCCUGGCUCUCGUUAUUGACGGCAAAUCGCUAACGUACGCUCUGGAGAAGGACAUGGAGAAGCUCUUCCUUGAUCUUGCCAUCAUGUGCAAGGCCGUUAUCUGCUGCCGUGUUUCCCCUCUGCAAAAGGCCCUGGUCGUCAAGUUGGUCAAGAAGUAUCAAAAGGAGUCGAUUCUCCUCGCUAUUGGCGACGGAGCCAACGAUGUCUCUAUGAUUCAGGCUGCCCAUAUUGGUGUCGGUAUCAGCGGUAUGGAAGGUCUACAAGCUGCGCGCAGUGCCGAUGUGUCUAUUGCCCAGUUCCGUUACCUCCGCAAGUUGCUUCUCGUCCAUGGCGCCUGGAGCUACCAUCGUGUGUCGAAGACCAUUUUGUUCUCUUUCUAUAAGAACAUUUGCCUUUAUCUGACACAGUUUUGGUACACUUUCCAAAACGUCUUUUCCGGUGAAGUCAUCUACGAAUCCUGGACUCUCUCUUUCUACAACGUCUUUUUUACGGUCCUUCCGCCGCUCGCCCUUGGUAUCCUCGAUCAGUUCGUCUCUGCCCGCCUGCUCGACCGCUACCCGCAGCUCUACAACCUCGGCCAGCGCAACACCUUCUUCAAGAUCCGUGUCUUCGGCGAAUGGAUCAUCAACGCCGUCUACCACUCCAUCAUUCUCUAUGUAGGCGGCUGUCUCUUCUGGCUCAACGACGGGCCUCAAGGUGACGGUUUCCCUGGCGGAAAGUGGGUCUGGGGUACAGCCAUGUAUGGUGCCGUCCUACUUACCGUCCUCGGCAAAGCCGCGCUGGUGACCAACAACUGGACCAAGUACCACGUCAUCGCCAUCCCCGGUUCCAUGGCUUUCUGGAUCUUAUUCGUGGCAGUCUAUGGCGAGGUGGCGCCCAAGCUGAACAUCAGUGUUGAGUACUUUGGCGUCAUCCCCAGGCUGUUCACGAGCCCGAUCUUCUGGAUCCAGAUGCCUACGCUGGCAAUCCUCUGUUUGCUCAGAGAUUUUGCGUGGAAGUUUAGCAAGCGGUUGUGGAGACCGGAGGCGUAUCAUCACGUGCAGGAGAUUCAGAAGUAUAACAUUCAGGAUUAUAGGCCUCGCAUGGAACAAUUCCAAAAAGCCAUCCGCAAAGUCCGUCAGGUCCAGCGCAUGCGCAAGCAACGCGGUUAUGCCUUUUCGCAGGCCGACGAGUCGCAGACCCGCGUGCUCCAGGCCUACGACACAACACAGCAUCGUGGUCGGUAUGGCGAGAUGGCCAGUUCAAGACCGAAUCAAUAAAAAAACAAAACAAAGCAGAAAUAACAAAACCAGCGAAUGGGGUUGCGCUUAAUGUAUUGGGGUGGGAGGGACAUGAAUCAAAGUGUGUAUGGACGGAGAUGUGAUGAAUAGGUGACUGAUGGACUGAUUGAUGGUGAUGGAUGGAUUUAAGAUGAAAAAAAAACGGAAGGAAGAGACAUCUUCUUUGCGUAUCAUGAGGGGGGCACGCAGACAGACUAGGCAGGCAAGCAGGCAUGAAAGGGAGGUAUACGACAACUUAUUUUUAAUCGUUUUCUUAUUCUUCGCUCCAUCUAUGCUUGCGCUUUCCUCUACUGACAUGUUCUUGUGUAUGUGAUGUGGGGAAAGAAAGGCGUAGUAGGUUCAUUGAUUUCUGGUGACGAGUUUUCAACCCUCAACGUGGCUUCAUAAUCCUCUGUUUUCAACAGUUAAAGCACAUACGACCAUACCCACUGGAAAACUCGGGAUCCCGUCCGCUCUCCCAUAGAUAAGCCAGUGAGGGCCAGACUAGUAGUUGGGUCGGUGACGACCAGCGAAUCCCUGGUGUUGUAUGUUUUUGAUCCUGUCUUUGUUUUUGAUUUUUUAUUCUUUUUAGCCCAUUUCAUUGGCCCAUCCUUCCUUCUUCUCUCAUG